Exserohilum turcica Et28A is the source of this 3462-nucleotide messenger RNA. RefSeq lists its product as uncharacterized. Lineage: Eukaryota; Fungi; Ascomycota; Dothideomycetes; Pleosporales; Pleosporaceae. Gene Ontology annotation, cellular component: cytoplasm. Gene Ontology annotation, molecular function: cysteine-type deubiquitinase activity. The record is from RefSeq and is a predicted model, not a curated record. The coding region runs from base 1 to 3225 and encodes 1074 amino acids. The transcript is spliced from 3 exons. Gene Ontology annotation, biological process: protein deubiquitination.
AUGAACGGCCACAGCGACGCCUUGGGCGCAGAUGCAUGGCCGAGCAACACCACCACCACCACCACCACCAGCCAUGGGCCAGGCGACUCGCGGCGGCCAGCCUCGUCGUAUCCCCCCAUUGCCGAGAUCAUCGCCUCCGCCACUGACACGGCCGAGUCGCUCAGGCACCACUCGAUUCGGCACCUGCUCGAGGCCGCGCGCACCCACUUCAACUCGGCCAAGACGAUGCUCAACGACCGCAUCCCCGCCGGCGCAUACUGGGAGUACAUGGUCGCCUACCAGAUUGUCGUCGACCUGAUCCCUGCCCACCGCGACUACUACGACAAGAUCAACGCCAGCCGCAGCCAGGCCUACCGCGACUUCAACGACCUCGUCAAGGACAUCAAGUCGAGCGAGGAGCGCUUCAUGCGCAUCAAGGACAUCAUCAAGAACGACAACAAGCGGAAUGGCGCCCAUCACCGAACCGCAUCCGUGCCCGCCCAUACAAGGGCCGACUCCCGCAAUGGCUCCACGCUCACGCGAAGAGACGACGAGCUCAUGCUCCCAGAGGUCCCCACGACCAUGCCAAACGGCCGUGUCUCGCCCGCCGCGUCCCUCGACUCGAUGCGGAGAAAACCGCUUGUACAGCCAAAGCCGCAAUCGCUGCAUGGCCGCGCCGUGCACCAAAACGCCGCCUCCGUCAACGGCAUCAACGGCAUCAACGACCUUGCCCAGCGGUUCGCGAACCUGCGGGGGUCGGUGCCGCCGCUCGAUGCAUCUUCUGCCCGCUCGAGUCAAGAUUUCUCGGUCAAAAUGCCCUCUCCCGCAGACUACCACUCCACCAACAGGCUCUUGGGCCCACGCAGCAUGCCCAUGCCGUCUGCAUCCACGCCCCCGCCGCCUCCCAAGCUGCCUCUGGACACCGCAUUUGCCGCCUCGCUGCCCAAAGAGCCUAGCCCGACAUAUAGCCCAGCACGCAACAUCUCGGGCCCUUCAAGCAUCAAUCCGCCUCGCAGUACUCCUCGGAGUAUGAACGGGACUGGCGGCCGUAGCAACUCGCUGGCUGCGUCGAGCGCGUCCAAUUAUGCUCCUAAUGUAAAUGGCGUGCCAGACUCAUAUUUCCCUGCCCAGAACAUGCGCGCUCCCUCUGAAAGCGCGCGGCCCCUGAGUAAAUCGGUGGAAUUGGAAAUCGACGCCAGCAUGCUCUACGACUACUACCGCAUGUACAAUGUGCUCACAAUUGACGUGCGAGACCGAGCAGAUUUCGACGCAGGCCAUGUCUACGUGCGAAACAUCAUGUGCAUAGAGCCGUUGACGUUACGCGACGGCGACUCGGCAGAGCAGCUGUUGGACCGCCUUGUCAUUUCGCCAGACGAAGAGCAGGCCAUGUUUGACCGACGCAACGACUUUGACGUUGUUGUGUACUACGACGAAUCGACCAAAAAUAUUGAUUUUAUGCACAAGACCAGCCGGUCGGAAAAGGAAACGGCCCUGAAACUGCUUUUUGAUACAUUGCACGAGUUCAACGCCGACAAGCCUCUCAAACGCCCGCCUGUUCUUUUGAAAGGGGGCCUGGAUGCGUGGGUGGACUUGGUAGGCCCACAGGCGUUGAAAAUGUCGACCACUGCAGCAGUAGUAGCUGCAGGACCUACUAGGACUCGGGCUGUGAGACGGUCUCCAGCUACCAACAUCACCAGGAACACUUGGCAAAGACGUUCACGGCGUGAAUAUGUGCCCAUGGACCAAGAAGAACAGCAAAAGUGGUUGGAAGAGGCCCGGAAAGGGCGAGCCGCUGUUGAGGUGCCUCCGACAGAGGGCGAAGAAGAAGAUGAAGAGGCCAACUCAUCCUUUUAUCAUUCCACCGAAGACUUCUUGCGCCGAUAUCCCGCGGUCGAAGCUGAGCAGUCGAUGAUGUACCCGCCAAAAUCUCAGCCUACCAAACAAUACGUUCCGCCAGCGAUACCCGCCGCGCCUUCACGGCCGCCGCCAUCGGUACCCAAGGUCAGCUACAGCGGCGUCCACGAACGCCAAGACGUGCAGCAAAACCGCAGCAUCUACAAUUCACAGCCCCAAUUCAGCAAUCUGAGACUGCACAGGACUGGCCUGCUCAACUUUGGAGUUACAUGCUACAUGAACUCGGUAGUACAGUGUCUAAGUGGGCAUUUGCUGCUUUCGGACUUGUUCCUAACAGGGCGCUACCAGCGCGACCUGCAGCGGGAUAACUGGAAAGGUACCAAGGGUAUCCUCCCAGAGGCGUAUGCGACGUUGCUUUCGAACCUUUACAAAGGUGAUGUGUCGUCCGUACGCCCUAGCACCUUCAGACGUAUAUGCGGCCACUUCAACUCACAGUGGGGCAUCGACGAGCAGCAGGACGCCAAGGAAUUCCUCGAAUUCGUUUUGGAUUACAUGCAUGAAGACUUGAACCUGACAUGGAACAAACCCCCCCUAAAACCCCUUUCGGACCAAGAAGAACUGACUCGCGAGCGCUAUCCGCGGCAGUACUCAGCCAUGAUUGAGUGGCGGCGAUACCAGCAUCGCGACAUGUCGGUUAUUGGCGGUUUGUUUGCUGGGCAGCACGCCUCGCAGCUCACAUGUCAAACAUGCGGCGUCACAAGCACAACGUAUGAGGCGUUUUGGAGCAUCAGCGUCGAGAUACCCCGCGAAGGCCAAUGCGACCUCCGCCAAUGCCUAGAAUCGUACUGCGCACCGGAGCGCCUAGCGGGAGACGAGCUAUGGCGUUGCCCACGGUGCAAAAAGGAUCGCGAGGCAGUCAAGAAGAUCACAAUCACCCGGGCACCAGACACACUGGUGAUCCACUUCAAGCGAUUCAGCGCGUCCCGUACUGAGACUGCGCGCAAAGUCCGCACGCCCGUCCACUUUCCACUACAGAGGCUGGAUAUCGGUCCAUUCGUCGAGCCACCCAUGACACAAGAACAAGAGGCCUACGUUUCACAGAUGGCGCGGGAUGGACCUGCGCAGCUGGCAGGUGUCAAGUCUGACCCUACCAUGAACGGACCGUAUGUCUACAACGCGUAUGCCGUCAUUUGGCAUAUUGGCGCUACGCUUGGAAGCGGCCACUACAUUGCAUUUGUCAAGGACAAAUCGCGGGGAUGUUGGCGGUCUUUCAACGAUGACAAGAUCCAAGAUUUCGACCCGGGCAACCUUCCGGCACACAGUCGAUUGCAGAACGAGAAAGCUUACAUUGUGUUUUAUGAGCGGGAGAGGGUUGCUGGUGGGGCCUUUUAGCACGACGCCGUUGGUCCCUCGCGCACCGGUAUGGUCGUGAGCGCUAAGAAAAUUCAUGUGCGUCUUUUCUUUGCUCUGUUCGUCAGCGCUUGUCCGUUGUUGCUAUCCUGUUGAGAAUCUGGCUCGCGGCGCACUUGCAUACUCAGAGCAUUGCAUCAACGGCGCCGGGAAAAGUACUCUGGCUGCCAUGUUAGAUAUACCACUUUGCAUAGCACUUUGAAUACCACUUGAUUUACC